Molecule: messenger RNA, 8216 nt
Organism: Protopterus annectens (West African lungfish)
Lineage: Eukaryota; Metazoa; Chordata; Ceratodontiformes; Protopteridae
Gene: NCOR2
Product: nuclear receptor corepressor 2
Exons: 48
Coding region: 710-8209 (2499 amino acids)
Biological process (GO): negative regulation of transcription by RNA polymerase II
Molecular function (GO): transcription corepressor activity
Source: RefSeq, a predicted model, not a curated record
UCUUGCUGGGAGCUGGAUCGCUGCCAUCAAUCUCCUUCAGAAUCACAGACGAGCGGCCGGGAAUGGCAAAGCCGAACUAGACAGAUCACAAACUUAUUAAAUUGCAGUGCACACUUGAGAGGAAGGGGAGAGAGAAGGAGAGAGAGAGUGUGUGUUUGUGUGUGUGUUAGUCGGCAGCCGGGAACAGACAUCUUUGAAAUCGGGAGGAUCGUUAAAACUGGCACCGCUGUGGAUUUUAACAACAGGGAUUUUAGGCAGAAUUUCUCACAAGUUCCCUGUUUGGUUGAAAGGAUUUUGGGGAGAUCGUUGGAUCUGGAUUGCUUGUACGUACAGGCAGUGGGGAGCCCCCUUGUGUUUUUGCACCCCAUGGAUUGGAACACUUGGUGACUUGCGCGGCUGUGGAGUGGUGACUUAGAGCGAUGGUAACGGCGUACGAGGGACUUAAAGGAUGCAGCUGCCCAAAUCUGGACAGUCUUGAGGAAUGAUGUACAGGUGGUAACCAUAUGUGAGGCAAAUGUACUUAAUCACGAACAGGAGCUGUUUUAUUCACAGUCACACCACCAGUACCACCACCAGCAAAGAAGAGACAGCAGCCUGUCGGAGGCAGACAUCCAAGAUAUCUUUGUGGGUGAUGGAUAAGUAAUGAGGAAGAACUUGGACAUUUGUCAGCAUAACUGUCCAGAGUGAAGGAAGAGCUCUUACCUGGAAUAUGUCGGGAUCCACUCAACCCAUGUCACAGAGCCGACAGCUGGCGGAGACAUGUUUUCCCUCUCAAGCCUCAUCCUAUGGUGUUCAGGUAGCAAGGUCACACACGAGUGCAGGUCUGAUGGAUUACCCAAAUCAUUCCAGAAACUUCAACUCCCACUUAGGCCAUGGAACUGGGAUGCAGGGUCACAGGAGACGUCCAUCACUGCUGUCAGAAUUCCAGCCGGGAAAUGAAAGGUUACAAGAACAGCAUGCACGUUAUGAUCAACAUUCCUUUUUAUCUGAAUUAAACAAAAGGUCUGAAGCGGAUUACUCAGAGUCAAAGAGACCAAGACUGGAUUUAUUACAUGGACCUGUGAUGCUUCACUCACCAUUGUUAACCCACAACCGACAGGGUGGAAAAGACAACAAUGAAAAGGAACAUUUGGUAGGUAGCAAGAUUGAGCCAGUUUCACCUGUGAGUCCAGCGCAGCAGGAAGGGGAAACAGAUGUCUUACCAUCAAGACUUUCUAAGGAGGAGCUUAUUCAGAACAUGGAACGUGUGGAUCGAGAAAUUACAAUGGUAGAACAGCAGAUCAGAAAACUCAAGAACAAGCAGCAACAACUAGAGCAGGAAGCAGCCAAACCACCUGAGCCAGAAAAGUCAAUGUCACCUGCACCAAGCGAAUCCAAGCAUCGCAGUCUGGUCCAGAUAAUCUAUGACGAAAACAGGAAAAAAGCAGAAGCAGCCCAUAAGAUACUGGAAGGCCUUGGUCCCCAACUAGAGCUGCCUUUAUACAACCAGCCAUCAGACACCAAACAGUACCAUGAAAACAUUAAAAUAAACCAGGGAAUGCGUAAGAAGUUAAUUUUAUAUUUCAAGAGAAGAAACCAUGCUCGUAAACAGUGGGAACAAAAGUUUUGUCAGCGCUAUGACCAGCUGAUGGAAGCCUGGGAAAAGAAAGUGGAACGUAUAGAGAAUAACCCACGUCGACGUGCCAAAGAGAGCAAAGUACGAGAGUACUACGAGAAACAGUUUCCAGAGAUCCGCAAACAGAGAGAACUCCAAGAGAGGAUGCAGAGCAGGGUAGGACAGAGGUCCAACAGUCUUUCCAUCUCCACAGCUAGAAGUGAGCAUGAAAUGUCGGAAAUUAUUGACGGACUUUCUGAGCAGGAGAACUUGGAGAAGCAGAUGCGUCAGUUAGCAGUUAUUCCACCCAUGUUGUAUGAUGCUGAACAACAGAGAAUCAAGUUCAUUAACAUGAAUGGGCUGAUGGCUGAUCCUAUGAAGGUGUACAAGGAACGCCAGGUUAUGAACAUGUGGAGCGACCAGGAGAAGGAGAUCUUCAGGGAUAAGUUCAUGCAGCACCCGAAGAACUUUGGUUUGAUUGCCUCAUGCUUGGAAAGAAAGACUGUAUCAGAUAGUGUCCUCUAUUACUAUAUGAGCAAGAAGAAUGAACACUACAAAAACUUGAUGAGGAGGAAUUACCGUCGGCGAGGAAAGAACCAGCAACAACAGCAGAUGACCCGUUGCAGUCAGGAAGACAAGGAUGAAAAAGAAAAGGAAAAAGAGCUCGAGAAAGAAGAAGAAAAACCAGAGCUAGAAAACGAGAAAGAUGAGGCCGUCAAGGAGAAAAAUGGAGAUACAUCUGGAGAAGAAAAUGAUGACAAAGAACAUGUGACAGCAAAGGGCCGCAAAACAGCUAACAGUCAGGGUAGACGCAAGGGCCGUAUCACUCGCUCCAUGGCAAAUGAGGCAAAUGGUGAAGAGCAGAGAGACUCCCCUCCAAAUACUGAGCAGUCAACCAGUUUGGAAAUGAAUGAGAGCUCUCGCUGGACAGAAGAAGAGAUGGACACAGCCAAAAAAGCUCUUCUUGAACAUGGGAGAAACUGGUCAGCCAUUUCAAAGAUGGUGGGCUCCAAGACAGUUUCACAGUGCAAGAACUUUUACUUCAACUACAAGAAGAGGCAGCACCUGGAUGAGAUCUUGCAGCAGCACAAAGUGAAAAUGGAAAAAGAAAGAAAUGCAAAGAGAAAAAGGAAAGUAAAUGCAGCCCAGUACGACGAUGCUACCAUUACCUCUGCCCCCGAGGAUGAUGAAAUGGAGGGUUCUGGUGUCAGUGGCAAUGAAGAGGAGGAAGAGUUGCCAGAAGAUGUGGAAGGUGCAGUUAAUAACAGUUCUGAUACAGAAAGUGCACCUUCUCCAAAACGUAGUGAAAACAAGACCAAAUCUGGUGAAUUGGAGAUGCCAAAGUUAAAACAAGAAGAAGCUGUAGGUGAGAACAGUGUUGCUUCAUGUAAUGGCUCUGAUACUGCUACAGCGCAGCAGCACGAGGGGCCUAAGGACAACGUCAAAACUGAUGAAACCCCUCCAGACGAGGUUAAUGAAGCUAGUGUGAAAUUGGAGGGCGAAGUUAAAACGUCAUGUGAAGACAUGAAUGCAGAGGAAGAAAAGGAGGAGUUACCAGAAGACUCUAAGAAGGGGCUGGUAGACUCAAAGCAUGAUGGGACACUUCCUGAAAGUAACAGUUCUGAAAAUGCAGGAGGAUGUGCAGAGCAAGAAACACUACGGACACCUAAAAAGGAGAAUCAUCAGGCUGACAGUAAUUUAGGGCACAGUGACUCAAGCGCUACCUGCAGUGCAGAUGAAAUGGAGGACACAGUAGAAAAACACAGGAUUAUUUCUCCUCGUCCCAGUCUCCUUAACACUACUCAGGAUGGAACAGUGAACAUUGUGCAGAAGCCGCUUGACCUGAAACAAAUGAAACAACGAGCUGCUUGUAUCCCACCUAUGCCACAGGCCUUUCCAGAUGUGUGGACUACAAAUGCUAAGCCUCAGCUCCCAUACCAUGCCUUGGAGUUGUAUGAGCAGCAAAUAAGAAUGGCCCAUGGUUCAGCCCAUGAUGCAAAAGAACUGUUAAAGCAACAGGAGCAGGAACCAAUGACCGAUGAAAAAGAAUGUCCAGAAACCACUAGUCCUGGUGCCAUGUUGAAAAACCUAUCCGCAAACCAAGAUGAUAAACCACAAGCCAUGUCUCCAGUUGCAGAUGGAAAAAAAGAAAGCAUCGAACAGGACAUGAAACCCUGUAUGUCACCCUGGUCAACACCUUCCCCAUUUCAUGUGUCAACUAAGGACAUGAUUAAAGGGUUCCCACAGGCAGAAUCUCACAUGUACCUGUUUCCUGCAGCAGGUCAUCAAAUCCCAGUACAUUUUCAGGAAAGAUCUACCCCUGACCGAACAUUGCAGACACCUCAUAUACCUAAUCCUCCACCUCUCAUUUCAUCAGCCAAGCCACCAUCUUUGUUAGAAAGGCCAAGUGGCUCCAUAACACAGGGAGCUCCUGUGCAUAUUCAGUCACCUUACAGCUCAGAACACCUAAAAGUUCCUACCGGUUCCAUUACACUGGGCCUUCCAAUGCUGGAUUCAAAAAAGUCAUUGCCUCUAUAUGCUGUAAAGCAGGAGCAGCUGUCCCCAAGAAACCAAAUGAACCAUCCUGAAGGUUUACUGGUACCAUUUCCUCAAGAUGGCACCACCAUUAAAGAUUCACUCAGUCAAGGAGGAAGCAUCAGCAAAGGAACCCCCAAUACCAGAGUUCCUCCAGAAACGCACAUUAAUUACAGAGGUUCCAUUACUCACGGAACCCCAGCAGAUGUUCUGUACAAAGGAACAAUUACCAGGAUAGUGCGUGAAGACAGCCCUAACAGGACAGAUAAGGGAAGAGAAGAACCACUGCCAAAAGGGCAUGUCAUAUAUGAGGGGAAGAAUGGCCAUAUUCUGUCAUAUGAUGGUACAAGUAAUGCCCAGAAUUCCAGAGAAGAAAGCAGGACCUCUGCACCACCACAUGAGUCCAGUGGCAUGAAGCGUACCUACGAUAUGAUGGAAGGAGGCAUUACCCGUGGGUUACCAGUACGAGACCAGCUGUCUGGCAAUUAUGAAGGUUUAAUGGGCCGUACUAUCCCACAGGACAGACAUAGUCCCCAAAAUGUAAAGGAACAGCAUCACAUUCGGGGCUCCAUUACACAAGGAAUACCUCGUUCGUAUGUGGAAGCUUCCGAAGAGUACCUCAGGAGGGAUGUUAAACAGAUGAAACAGGAGAACACACCUCCUCGAGGCCUUCAGGAACCCUUCAGAACACGAUCUCAUGAAGGAAUGCAGUCCAUAAAGGUACCAGCAACAGCAGCCGCUCAUGAAGGCCUGGUUAACAUUGUGAAAGAAGGAGGCCCAUCAAUCCACGAAAUCCCAAAGAAUGAGUCACGCCAUAGUCAGGAACAGCAUUCACGACCCAUGAAGGAGGGGUCCAUAACUCAGGGCACACCACUUAAGUAUGAUGGCAGUUCAUCUCCGAGUUGUAAAAAGCACGAUGUCAGGUCUAUCAUUAACAGUCCUUGCAGAGCUUUCCACCCAGUGCAUCCCAUGGAUGUCAUGCAGGAUCCUCGAACGUUGGAACGUGCUCGCUUUGAUGAGAAUUUGAAGAAUCGACACAGUCCUGUAGUCUGCCCAACAGGGUCCAUUACACGAGGAGCUCCUAUAAUUGUGCCUGAACCAGGAAAGUCUCAUCACAGUCCGCUCUCUUAUGAGGAUCACCAAGCAGCACGCAGGGCAGCAGGCUUCAGCGGAUCUUUGCAUAAAAGUUCUCCUGCAUCUACAAGGGAAAGUACACCGAGGCAGCAUGAAGGCAGUAUCACUACUGGCAAAUCUGCCUCCCAGGAGAGAAAGGGUACCCCCACACCAAGAGAAGUGCCCAGUUCUAAAUCCCCUCUUAAUGUAGCAUCAGACCCUCACCUUCCUGCUGCCCACUAUGAACAGUUACUAAGGACUGUAGGUGUCAAUCCAGCUGAUUUGUAUCGAGGGCCCAUUCCACUAGCGUUUGACCCAAGUGCAUUUCCAAGGGGAAUACCAUUGGAAGCAGCUGCCUAUUAUUUGCCUCGAUACCUCCAUCCUAAUCCUUCGUAUGGAUCCCUGUAUCACCCAUAUCUUAUCCGUGGAUACCCUGACAGUGCUGCUAUGGAGAACAGACAGACAAUCAUUAAUGAUUACAUCACAUCCCAGCAGAUGCAUCACAACACAGCAACAGCCAUCGCUCAGAGAGACCUUCUAAGAGAGCAGACACUGGCACAUGGCUAUGCAGCAAACGGAGCUCACAGAGGUAUAAUUGACUUAUCCCAAGUGCCACAUUUACCUGUCCUCGUACCUUCAAGUGCCACAAGUCCUGCAUCUUCGAUAGAUCGUAUUACGUAUAUACAAGCACCUCCCACAUCCUUCAGUAAUCGAACGUGCAGUAGCUCCCCUCUCUCUCCAGCUGUUUCAAAGCAAUCAGGGAGUUCUGUGGAAAGGGAUCGGGAGCGCGAAAGAGACAAGCCGGCAGCCACUGUUGAGCACGCACCAAUAUGGCGACCAGGUACAGAACAAAGCAUCAGUCGUUCCACAUCGCAUUCUAAAAGCCAUCAGUUGUCACCAGUGUCACCGAGGACGCAGGAUGGUGGCCAGCAGCGCCCCAGUGUACUUCACAACACUGGAGCAAAAGUUACCACGUCUUCUGCAGAAACACCACCGUCAGUUUUGAGGUGUACUUCAUCAGCAGUGUCACCUGGAAGAUCAUCAAUAUUUACCUCCACAAUGCAGCGGACUGGGAGUGGAAUGGAGUCGUACCACUGCACGACUGACCCUGUUACUUUACAGGGGAAAGGCAUGCCACUUAUACGGGACUUCAAGGCAGAGCGUCCUAGAACUGACAAUGCUUUCAUGCCAAAGCUUCCAGGUGGGGUAGCUGGAGACAUUGGAGCUUCGCCUGCCAAAACUAUGGACCAUAAAACAAUGCCAUCACCAGCACCAAGUCCUGCUCACCACAGUAGCUCUGGACAGGGGAAGAUCCACCGUUACCAGUUCCUGGAUUUGCCAGCAACUUCAGCCAGUGAACAUCACAGUAGAGAAAAGAAUCUUAGCAAACCCAUUUCUGUGCAGGAACAGGAACUUCGAGCACUCGGUAAGACUACCAUGACAGCGGCCAACUUCAUAGAGUCUAUUAUCAUGCGUCAAAUUUCAUGCGAUAAAGGGAAGCUAGAAAGAGGCCCUCUAAAUACCGACUCUGCUAGUCAUGUAGGCCCUCCUGGUGGGUACAACUGCAACAGUUCUGAUGGUGUUGAAACAGUAAGUCCGUCAAGUUCUCCUCAUCUGUCUCGUGAUAAGGGGAUGAAGCACCUCCUAGAGUCAGACAAAGGGCCAAGUGAUCAAGACCAAAGGCGAAAGCUACAAGUAUCACAAAAGGUUCCAACUUCUGAAGCAGCUCAGUUGCAGCAUUUCCGUAAAGCACCUGAUGGUCACCAGUCACCAAGCCCACAAGUACCACUGUCUCCAUAUCACACAGGUCACCAGCGAGUUGUCACACUGGCUCAGCAUAUUAAUGAGGUUAUAACUCAAGACUACACACGCAACCAUCCGCAGCAGCUGAACGUCCCUCCUCAGACACAGGUGUACCAGUUUGCAGGCCACACCUGCCCAAUACUGGAUCUACGUCGAACCCCAAGCGAGGGACAUGUUUUUCAGCAGGAAAAUAACCAGAAUGUCAGGCUUUCCCCCGACAAAGAUGAGAAAAGACAAACAAGGUCUCCAGAAAGAAACAAAGCAUCUCCGCGAGGUAUAGCAGAAGGUAGCGUUGAGCCUGUAUCACCAGUGGACAGAACAGCAGAGUCAGAACAAAACAAAGCUGCUGUAUUCGCCAUGAUUUGCAGGGAUGGAGAGCAGGGAGAUCAAAGGAUGUGUUCACGGUCUCCAGGAAAUGGUUGCCAGCCCCCUGCAUUUUUCACUAAACUUACAGAGAACAACUCUGCCAUUGUGAAAUCAAAAAAGCAGGAAAUGCACAAGAAGCUAAGCACAACCAGUGGAAGUGAGCCCGAAUACUAUAUUGCACAGCCUGGGACAGAAAUAUUCCACAUGUCUGCUACAACAGGGCCCGUCAAUUCUAGAAGCCAGUCUGGUCUGGAAAAUCUCAGUACCAACAUGGGGUUGGAGGCAAUUAUUAGGAAGGCCCUUAUGGGUAAAUAUGAACAGUGGGAAGAGCACUCACCUCCCAGUGCCAAUGCUAUUAACUCUUUGAAUGCCAUUGCAAGUGUACCUGCUGCUAUCCCCAUAUCUGCCACUGAUGGACGGAAUGAUGACAUUCGCUCUUUGCCAGGAGGAGGAAAGGCAAAGGUUGCUUCCAGGUCUGGUGGCAGGAAAGCCAAGUCACCAGGUCCAGGAAUGUCGCUGGCUGAAAGACCGCCAUCUGCUUCUUCUGUCCAUUCUGAGGGAGACUGCAACAGGAAGACACCAGUGAAUAGUCACACAUGGGAAGAAAGACCAUCUUCUGCAGGUUCAACACCUUUUCCAUGCAAUCCAUUAACAAUGAGGCUACCUACGGGAUUAGUUGCUGUCACACCUCCAACAUCUGUUCCACAGGGCAGUGCCAACCCUCAGCAUCGUGCCUGGGAAAAAGAGCCAAUGCCUUUGCUUUGUUCAGACUAUGAACCUCUUUCAGACAGUGACUGAUAAAUGA